AUGGCUGUUAAUGGCACUGGAAACGACGACGACCAUGGCGAGGAGGACGAAAGUGACGACGAGGAGGACGGCGGCAAAGACGAAGUCGGCGAUCGCAACAGAACAGACGAAAGAGGCGGUGAGUACGACAGCUCUAGCGUAGACGAGGAAGACGACGGUGAUAAUAAUGAUGAAGACGAAUAUGAGGAAUAUGACGGCGAUAAAGACAAUGACAAUAAAAAGGACGAAGACAACAGCGACAGCGAAAACGACCGCGAUAAAGAAGAAGACAACGGCGACAACGAAGUCGAAGACAACGAAGAAGACGAAGACAACGACGAUAAAGAGGACGAAGACGAAGACGGCAGCGACGACGACGAAGACAACGGCGGCGACGACAAAGACGACUUCCGGAAGACACGAGAAUGGGUCUUCCGGGAAAAGUUCACCUCCCAGUAG
Messenger RNA from Penaeus vannamei (Pacific white shrimp), 438 nucleotides. Lineage: Eukaryota; Metazoa; Arthropoda; Malacostraca; Decapoda; Penaeidae. The record is from RefSeq and is a predicted model, not a curated record.